This is a messenger RNA of Populus trichocarpa (black cottonwood), 822 nucleotides long. RefSeq lists its product as uncharacterized. Lineage: Eukaryota; Viridiplantae; Streptophyta; Magnoliopsida; Malpighiales; Salicaceae. The record is from RefSeq and is a predicted model, not a curated record. The transcript has 2 exons. Bases 1 to 822 code for a protein of 273 amino acids.
AUGGAGGUUGAAGCAAGUUUUUCUCAUAUUUCUUCUCCUAUCUUUGAUAGAGAAAACUAUCAACUCUGGGCAGUGAGAAUGAAGACUUAUUUGGAGGCUUUAGAUCUUUGGGAAGCAAUUGAAAAGGAUUAUGAUGUUCCUCCAUUACCGAAUAAUCCAACUAUGGCCCAGAUCAAGAGUCACAAAGAAAGGAAAACCAAGCAAUCAAAAGCAAAAGUAUGUCUAUUUGCUGCUAUUUCAACAACCAUUUUCACAAGAAACAUGUCUCUUAAAUCAGCAAAAGAUGUUUGGGAUUAUCUGAAGAAGGAAUAUGUAGGAGAUGAAAAAAUUCGUGGAAUGCAAAACCUAAACUUGAAACAAGAGUUUGAGCUACAAAGAAUGAAAGAAUCCGAGACCAUAAAGGAAUACUCAGAUAGGUUGCUUGGAAUAGUUAACAGAGUCAAGUUGCUGGGAAUAUCAUUUACAGACUUUAGAAUUAUUGAAAAAAAUCUGGUUACAGUACCAGAAAAAUAUAAAGCUUUAAUUACUACAUUGGAGAAUACAAAAGAUUUGUCAAAGAUUACAUUGGCAGAACUUUUAAAUGCCUUACAAGCUCAGGAGAAAAGAAGACUUAUGAGGCAAGACCAUGUUAUAGAAGGUGCUUUACAAGCCAAGUAUCCAGAUUCUGAUAAGAAGAAGGACAAGCUUGACAAGAAGGCUAUGCUAGGUAUCUUUGUUGGCUAUAGUACUGUUUCUAAAGCCUGCAGAGUCUAUCAUCCUCAGACUCAGAAGAUGGCCAUUACCAGGGAUAUUCAUUUCCAUGAAGAAGAACAAUGGGACUAA